AGAUAAAGGGAAGACUUGUGGCAAAAAAAGCAAAAAAGAAAAAGGGUAAGAAAUCAGUUGGACAAGUUAGUAAGGAUGUGACCCAUGAAGAAUGUGUUGAUGAGAAUCUUCCUUCAAGCCCAGUAGAUAAAGAUACAAUACCCACUCAGAUGAAGAUGUGUUUCUACAAAGAAAAAUACUCUCUUGAAAACAAAAAUUGCUGUUAAAAAAAACACUUUCUCAGAGAAACAGUUCAGAUUCAGCUGUUGCAGUUGAAAUUGUUCCUAAGAAUAAAGUUUUCUCUACUGAUACAUCUGAGCAAAAUGAGGAGCAGACGAUUAAGGAAAAAUCUCCAAUGAAGUGGAAGCUAAACAAGAAUCAAGGCCAGGCAAAUAAGCUGCUCAAAAAGGCGCUAGUGGUGUCACCCAUAGUAACAUCAGAAUCUGUGAGUAAGACAAUAUCUGCUAAAAGAAUUUUUGAAAAUAGUUCUGAGACAGAUCAGUCCAAUAGCAUGAGUGGUAUAAAUGA
Messenger RNA from Cherax quadricarinatus, 507 nucleotides. The record is from RefSeq and is a predicted model, not a curated record. Lineage: Eukaryota; Metazoa; Arthropoda; Malacostraca; Decapoda; Parastacidae.